AUAUACUUACAAGCUGCUCAACCGGCACCGAUUUUCCGGUUACGUGCCGGUCGAAAAUACUAUAAAUGGCACGACGAAACUACUGCUAAGUACGUGGAGGUGCUCUUCGCCGGCCUCGCAUGGCUUCUCUCUUCUCGCUCUCCUAUGUCCUUCAAAACCCUCGUCCUAUCCUCUACCUAAACCCUAAUUAUAGUUUCCGAUUAUCUUCACCGCGCCCGAGAACGUUUUGGCGCUGCGUGAGGGCGAACGGCGAGAGUGACAGCCCCUCACCGCCGCCUCUUACGGUAGAGAAGAGAUCGCUGGCCAUGGUUACUGGUGAGCUCUUCUUGGGAGUCGCAUCGAAGCUUCUUAGGAUCCGAAGUUCCUCGGCUGGGAGUACCGUCGUUGUGUCAGGGGAGGAGGAGGCGGCCGGCUAUUCUGGGAGUGGGAGGAGUGUUGCGUCGGUGGUGGAGGAGCCCGUGAUCUGGGAGCAGAGACCGGAGGAUUUGAUGGCUGAGAGGGAGAGGAAGAAGGUGACGAGCCCAGGGUUUAGCUUCUCUGCCGCUGGGUUGCUGUUUCCUUACCAUCUCGGUGUUGCUCGGCUUCUUCUUGAGAAAGGUUAUAUUAAGGAAACUACUCCAUUAGCUGGUUCUUCGGCUGGUGCAAUAGUUUGCGUGGUGAUUGCUUCAGGAAAUAGCAUGAAGGAUGCUUUGCAUGUUACCAAGAUAUUGGCUGAAGAUUGUCGACUCAAUGGCACGGCAUUUAGGCUUGGAGCAGUCCUGAGAAAUGUUCUAAAUGAAUUUCUACCAGAAGAUGUUCACAUUAGGUCUAAUGGGAGGGUCCGUGUUGCUAUAACUCAAUUAUCAUGGAGGCCAAAAGGUUUACUUGUUGAUCAAUUUGAUUCCAAGGAAGACCUUAUCAAUGCAGUCAUUACUUCUUCUUUUAUUCCUGGGUACUUAGCUCCAAGGCCGGCUACAUUUUACCGUAAACGGCUGUGCAUUGAUGGGGGUUUGACAUUGUUUAUGCCACCAACUUCUGCCACAAAAACUGUCAGGAUCUGUGCUUUCCCAACUAAACAAAUGGGAUUGAGAGAGAUUGGGAUCAGCCCUGAUUGCAACCCCGAAAAUAGAGCUAGUCCCAGCUAUUAAAUUGGGCACUCGAACCUGCCGAAGACGACAUCCUCGACAAGCUCUAUGAGCUGGGUUAUCUGGACGCCAUAGUCUGGGCUGAACAGAAUCCUCUAGACUCCAUUCUAAUAGAUGAAAUCUCAUCAGAAUGAUGAGACUUACAGGUGACAAUUCUUAAACCUCCUAAAAUUUGUUAGUUAUUUAUAGCAAUUUAUUACCAAAGAGUUACUCAUAAAAAGCUGACAAAUCAUAUCUGUAUUUUUAUACGGCAUGUUCUUUUAAUUUAUAUAUAUAUAUAUAUAUAUAUAUAUAUAUAUAUACACAUUAAAUAAAUUCUUGUAGAUCCAAAUCAUCUGCUAAUUGAUCGUCGGCUGAUCCCAAAACUUGACAUUUAAUUUAGUUUACAUGCCGCCACACUUGUAAAUUGUUGUGAAUUGCUUUUCAGAACAUUUGAAAGGAAGAAUGAGAAGCGUUGAAUUUGAAUUGCAACUCCAUACAGUUCCAGUUUUGAUUCUUGUUUAAGAGAGUUCCAUCAUAUAUAGCAUACAAAAAAUUCAAAUUUAUAUAUUUCACAGCUAAAUUUCUCUAU
Phalaenopsis equestris is the source of this 1695-nucleotide messenger RNA. Its product is annotated as patatin-like phospholipase domain-containing protein 4. The record is from RefSeq and is a predicted model, not a curated record. Gene Ontology annotation, biological process: triglyceride catabolic process; lipid homeostasis. Gene Ontology annotation, cellular component: lipid droplet; cytoplasm; membrane. NCBI's taxonomy places the organism in Eukaryota, Viridiplantae, Streptophyta, Magnoliopsida, Asparagales, Orchidaceae. Gene Ontology annotation, molecular function: triacylglycerol lipase activity. Bases 120 to 1127 code for a protein of 335 amino acids. The transcript has 7 exons.